This is a messenger RNA of Coniophora puteana RWD-64-598 SS2, 1831 nucleotides long. RefSeq lists its product as uncharacterized. Gene Ontology annotation, biological process: positive regulation of transcription by RNA polymerase II. The transcript is spliced from 7 exons. Gene Ontology annotation, molecular function: DNA-binding transcription factor activity, RNA polymerase II-specific; protein dimerization activity; RNA polymerase II cis-regulatory region sequence-specific DNA binding. Bases 74 to 1534 code for a protein of 486 amino acids. NCBI's taxonomy places the organism in Eukaryota, Fungi, Basidiomycota, Agaricomycetes, Boletales, Coniophoraceae. The record is from RefSeq and is a predicted model, not a curated record.
GUCUCUCUCUCUUCCCCUCCUCCACCAUCUCUGCAAGCUCAGACCAUCUCCGACACCACAGAGCACGCGCACAAUGGGGAGAAGAAAGAUUGAAAUCCAGCCUAUCACUCACGAGCGUAACCGUUCGGUCACCUUCUUGAAGCGCAAGAAUGGUCUCUUCAAGAAGGCGUACGAACUCGGUGUACUUUGCUCUGUCGACGUCGCCGUCAUCAUUUUUGAGGAACGCGCGGGCCACCACCUAAAGCUGUACCAGUACUGCUCGGGGGAUAUACAUGACAUCGUUCAACGGCACAUGCGAUAUGACGGUGAGAAGGACACACGGACACCCCACGACUUCGCCAACAACGCCAACGCCAAGGUCGCUGGUGACGGCGACGGCGACGAUGAGGACGACGGUGACGACGAUGACGAAGGCCCUCGUGGUAACAAGAAACGGGGUGACCCCAAGGCAAAGACGGAAUACAGUCCGGGCAAGCUCAUGCUGCCCCACUCGGAUAUGGGAAUGAACGAUUUGGAUUACCCUCUUCACCGCUCGACAAUGACAAUACCACCACCUCCAAUGCCUCUUCAUCACGCUUCGCAGCUGUCUCCAAGUGGUGGGGGUUCCUCUCUUCCGAUAUCGGGCGAAAGACAUAAUCAUUCCGGUCGACUUUUAGCUUCUGGCAACCAGGUCACCAAGAAGCAGCGCCUGGCACCCAACCUCGGUAACAAACUGGUCACGGACGACAUGUACAAUGGUUCUUAUCUCCCCUCACCUAACUCCGCUGGAGGCGGUUAUUCAAGUCGUCAUCCCGGACAGCCCUCACAAAUGCAAUACUCGUCAAGCUACCUAGGCGUGACCAGUCCACCGCCCUCGCUUAUCUCCUCGUCAUUUGACUUUCCAUCUUCGGGCACCCGCGGAACACAGGUCUCUCGCAACAGCUACAGCCAACGGUCAUCAUUCUCCCACCAACCGGAUGUCUAUCAACAGCUGAUGCGCGGGAACCUCCCGCCGGGUCAACAUGGGCAUGGGCCUGGGAUGCAUGCGCAACAGUCGCCGGAUCUGCUCUCUGCGUUUUUGGAGAACGAAGACCACCGUCAACCUCACGCACAAAACCCUCAGUUUGCGCCGUUAGAUUGGCCAACUCACAAUCAAUCGCAUCAGCAGCAACAGUCAGCGCCCCCGCAUUCCGCGCAUGAUCCCCCACAGCCGGGGGAACCAAAUUGGCUUGAUCUCUUCAACCCCUCGAACAACCAAAGCAAUCACCAACUGUCCAUGUCUCUCCCCCCUGCGAACCGGGAUACACUUUCGUGGGAGCGCGAGAGGGAGGCCGCGCCUUAUUCCGCAGAACGCGGAAGUGGCGGCGGUGGGAAUCCGCCGUCCGCAUCGGCAGGGGACUCUAGUAAGUCCCCACAUGGCCCCCCAGGCAGCGCGCUCCCGCUCUCUCCGCGCUCGCGCAAGCGAAUGAGGACGAACUCAACAGCGAGCGGUUCCCCGCCUGGGGUCGCUGGCGAUGGCGGUGGACUGCCAGACGGCGGGGUCAAGGAGGAAUAGUGCGCUUGGCUUCGUUCUUGACGUCUAUGUCUGCUGAGGUAAAAGUUGCUGUCGAUUUCAUGCUUGUACAAUAGAACCAUACAUCUCACUCUCAUUCGUGCACUCAAUACAUUCCAUCCCAUCCCUCCCCCCGCAUUCCACCCCACCCCAUCCCAUCCAUACGUAUGCAGUACGUACCCUGGUGCAGUAGGCGCCGCGAAACGGACGCGCGCUUCGGACACUUGCUUUUUUCGCUUGGCUUAAUCAAGUUACACGUGCUACAGAUUACAGUACUCCCCAUCCUUUUGUUGUUCUAGC